CUCUCCAUAACAAAAGGGUGCGGUUAGCCAAACGGGAGAUUUUGAAGCACGUCGGGGUGGCUAGGUCCAGCGUGUUCCACCUGUUAUUUUCCAAAUAAUUUGAUAUACGCUGUCGCUAUGGGGAAAGAAAAGACUCAUAUCAACAUUGUGGUCAUCGGCCACGUGGAUUCGGGGAAAUCCACCACCACCGGACACCUCAUCUAUAAGUGUGGAGGGAUUGACAAACGAACCAUCGAGAAGUUUGAAAAGGAAGCCGCUGAGAUGGGGAAAGGGUCUUUCAAAUACGCCUGGGUGCUAGACAAGCUGAAAGCGGAGAGGGAGCGCGGCAUCACCAUCGACAUCUCCCUCUGGAAGUUCGAGACCCCCAAAUACUACAUCACCAUCAUCGAUGCCCCUGGCCACCGGGACUUCAUCAAGAACAUGAUCACUGGGACCUCUCAGGCUGACUGUGCCGUCCUGAUUGUGGCCGCUGGGGUGGGUGAAUUCGAAGCGGGCAUCUCCAAGAACGGGCAGACCCGUGAGCACGCCCUGUUGGCUUACACCCUGGGGGUGAAGCAGCUCAUCAUUGGGGUGAACAAGAUGGACUCCACCGAGCCCCCUUACAGUGACCAGCGUUUCCAGGAGAUUACCAAGGAAGUGAGCAGCUAUAUCAAGAAGAUCGGCUACAACCCGGCCACCGUGGCCUUCGUCCCCAUCUCCGGCUGGCACGGGGACAACAUGCUGGAAGUCAGCGUCAAAAUGCCGUGGUUCAAAGGCUGGAAAAUAACUAGAAAGGAGGGGACAGUUACUGGCAUGACCUUGAUGGACGCCCUGGAUUCCAUAAUUCCUCCAUCCCGUCCCGUCGACAAGCCUCUUCGCCUGCCUCUACAAGACGUCUACAAGAUUGGCGGCAUUGGCACCGUGCCGGUCGGAAGGGUAGAAACCGGCAUCCUGAAGCCGGCCAUGGUGGUCACCUUUGCCCCGAGCAACAUCACCACAGAGGUGAAGUCCGUAGAGAUGCACCACGAAGCCCUGGCAGAGGCGCAGCCCGGGGACAACGUUGGGUUCAAUGUGAAGAACGUGUCGGUGAAGGACAUCCGCCGUGGGAACGUGGCAGGGGACAGCAAGAAUGACCCGCCCAUGGAGGCAGGCCGCUUCACCGCCCAGGUUAUUAUUUUGAACCACCCAGGAAGGAUUCAAGCCGGCUACGCCCCUGUGCUCGACUGCCACACGGCGCACAUCGCUUGCAAGUUCGCAGAGCUGGCCGAGAAGAUCGACCGCCGGUCUGGCAAGAAGCUGGAGGACCACCCCAAGGAGCUGAAGUCUGGAGAUGCAGCCAUCGUCCAGAUGAUUCCCGGCAAACCCAUGUGUGUGGAGAGCUUCUCGGACUAUCCUCCCCUCGGUCGUUUUGCUGUCCGGGACAUGAGGCAGACGGUGGCGGUGGGAGUCAUCAAGGCCGUUGAUAAGAAAGCCAGCGUGGCUGCCAAAGUCACCAAGUCUGCCGUGAAAGCAAGCAAGAAGUAGACGGCAAGCGGGAAAGCUGUUUCCAAGCUCUUGCGUGUCAACGUAGACUCCCGAAGCCACUUGUUUCUGGGAAGUUAUAUAUUGCAUUGGCAUGCAAUCUCCUUUUCCGCCACUUAUCUUUACACCCAAAAACAUUGCUCUGAGAAUCUAAUUAAAAAAAAACUAAAGAAGGUGGAAGAAAUCUGCAUUCACUCAGUCUUGAA
Messenger RNA from Pogona vitticeps (central bearded dragon), 1706 nucleotides. RefSeq names its product elongation factor 1-alpha, oocyte form. Gene Ontology annotation, biological process: translational elongation. The record is from RefSeq and is a predicted model, not a curated record. Lineage: Eukaryota; Metazoa; Chordata; Lepidosauria; Squamata; Agamidae. Gene Ontology annotation, molecular function: GTP binding; GTPase activity; translation elongation factor activity.